UUGAGUUCUGACCUGCGGUAAAGUAGAGAAAAGUUUUCGAAGUUGUCGGGGGUGUUUUCAAGACGCACUGCAGCCGGGUCAGUGCUGCGAAGAAAAAAUAUAUAGAUAUUACAGAAUUGGACUAUAUUCAGUUAUUCGUCUUUGCCCAUAUUUUAACCAGCACGUGUGUGUAUGUGUUUUAUCCAACUUUAUGUCGCUAUCCCAUUUCACCGUGAUUUCUUGGAACUUUGACCAUUGUGUGAAUUUUUAAUGGAUGAAUUAUUGCUAACAAUUUGAAGAGAAGAGUCGGAACAAAUUUCCAUAAGGAUGGGGAAUUACAGUAUUUGGAUAUUAAUGUGGAUUUUAUCCCUGACCCACUAUUGUGAAGGCCUCCGCUGCGUGGAUACACACCAGCCCUGUGAAAAUGGAGGAAUGUGUAAAGAGUCCACCUCACGAUGCGUGUGUCAACCCGGCUUCAUCGGACCUCUGUGCCAGUACCAGGACCCCUGCCACCGCUCACCCUGCCUCAACCGAGCCGUCUGCAAGAGCCAGGUGGUCAACGGCAUGGCCCAGCACACCUGCGUGUGCCAGCGGGGAUUCCGAGGCCAGGACUGCUCCCUGAUUGACCAGUGUGUAACCAGCCCCUGUGCCAACGGCGGGCGGUGCACCAACUGGAACAACCGAUACAACUGCUCGUGCCCGCCCGGCUACCAGGGCAAGAACUGCCGCAGCGACAUCGACGAGUGCCAGCGACCGGGAACGUGCUUCCACGGGGGCACGUGCGUCAACGAGUACGGCUCGUACCGCUGCCAGUGCCAGGCUGGUUUCAGCGGCCGGGCCUGCGAGGUGUCCUCAAUGCCCUGUGCCCCCUCCCAGUGCCUCAACGGGGGCACCUGCCGACCCACGGGCAAGCUGAGCUACGAGUGCACCUGCCUGCCUGGGUUCGAAGGACAAAACUGCGAGGUGAAUGUGGAUGACUGCCCGGGACACAAGUGCAUGAACGGGGGUCACUGCGUGGACGGCGUGAACACCUACAACUGCCAGUGUCGGCCCGAGUGGACAGGUCAGUACUGCGCCGAGGACGUCAACGAGUGCCUCAUGCAGCCCAACGCGUGCCACAACGGCGGCACCUGCUUCAACACGGUCGGUGGCCACACGUGCGUGUGCGUCAACGGCUGGACGGGCGACGACUGCAGCGAGAACAUCGACGACUGCGCCACCGCCGUCUGCUUCAACGGCGCCACCUGCCACGACCGCGUCGCCUCCUUCUUCUGCGAGUGUCCCGUCGGCAAGACAGGCCUGUUAUGCCACUUGGAUGACGCCUGUGUCAGCAACCCCUGCAACGAGGGCGCCGUGUGCGACACCAAUCCCCUGAACGGGCGCGCCAUCUGCACGUGUCCCGCGGGCUUUGUGGGCGGGGCCUGCAACCAGGACAUGGACGAGUGCUCCAUCGGCGCUAACCCCUGUGAGCACUUCGGCAAGUGCGUCAAUACAGAGGGCUCGUUCCUGUGCCAGUGUGGGAGGGGCUACACUGGCCCGCGCUGCGAGAUCGACAUCAACGAGUGCCUGUCCAUGCCCUGCCAGAACGACGCCACCUGCCUGGACCGCAUUGGAGAGUUCACCUGCAUCUGCAUGCCAGGGUACAUGGGUACUUACUGCGAGGUGGACGUGGACGAGUGUGAAAGCAACCCCUGUGUCAACGAUGGCAUCUGCAGGGACAUGGUCAAUGGCUUCACAUGCACCUGCCAGCCAGGAUUCACCGGGGCCAUGUGUCAGAUUGACAUCGAUGAGUGCGCCAGCACGCCCUGCAAGAACGGAGCCAAGUGUUACGACCGGCCCAACGGUUACGAAUGCCGUUGUGCUGAAGGGUUCGAGGGCGCCCUGUGCGAGAGUAACAUCGAUAACUGCCAGCCAGACCCCUGCCACCACGGCACCUGCAUCGACGGAAUCGCCAGCUACAUGUGUAACUGUGAACCUGGCUACACCGGCUACCGGUGUGAGAACCAGCUCAACGAGUGCCACAGCAACCCCUGCCAGAACGGCGGCAAGUGCGUGGACCUAGUCAAUAAGUACAUCUGCCAGUGCCGGCACGGGACGUCCGGCACCAACUGCGAGAUCAAUUUCGACGACUGCGCCAGCAACCCCUGCGACUACGGCGUCUGCAAAGACGGCAUCAACCGCUACGACUGCGUGUGCAAGCCGGGCUUCACGGGCCCCCUCUGUAAGGUGGAGAUAGACGAGUGUGCGUCGAACCCGUGCCGUAACGGGGGCACGUGUGUGGAUGAGGAGAAUGGCUUCCACUGCCAGUGUCCCGAGGGCUUCCAUGACCCGCUGUGCUAUUCCGAGGUGGAUGAGUGCAGCAGCAGCCCCUGCGUUCAUGGCACCUGCCGGGAUGACCUCAAUGGGUACAGGUGCGACUGUGAGCCCGGCUGGGUGGGCGCCAACUGCGACGUAGACCGCAACGACUGCCAGUCCAGCCCCUGCCAGCACGGCGGCACCUGCGUCGACCAGCUGAAUGGCUUCAUGUGCAAGUGCCAGCUGGGCUUCCGAGGCCCCCUGUGCCAGAUCAACAUUAAUGAGUGCGUGUCCAAUCCAUGCCUGAACAAGGGCACGUGCGUGGACGGGGCGGCCAGCUUCACCUGCCUUUGCGAGCUGCCGUAUAGCGGGCCCACCUGCACUGAUGUCCUGACCCCCUGCUCCCCCAACCCCUGCGAAAACCAGGGCAUCUGCAGCCACACCCCCGACUAUCUGGGAUACCAAUGCACCUGCCAGCCUGGGUGGCAAGGUCACCAGUGCAACAUCGACAUCAACGAGUGUACGCUGAACCCCUGCAAGAACCGGGGCACCUGCACCAACACCCUGGGCAGCUACAUGUGCAUCUGCCGGCCAGGAUUCACCGGCCCCAACUGCGAGACUGACAUCAAUGACUGCCUUCCCAAUCCGUGCCUGAGCGGCGGAUCCUGCACCGAUGGCAUCAACUCGUUCCGCUGCAGCUGCCUGCCGGGCUUCACUGGGCCGCGUUGCUCCGUGGAGGUGAAUGAAUGUCAGAGCGCCCCCUGUCUGAACGGAGCCGCCUGCACAGACUACGUCAACAGCUACACCUGCACCUGCAAGCCCGGCUUCACCGGCAUCCACUGCGAGACCAACAUCCCUGACUGCACCGAGAGCUCCUGUUUCAAUGGGGGCACCUGCGUUGACAAGAUCAACGGCUAUUCCUGUACCUGCCGCUCCGGCUUCACUGGGUCCAAUUGCCAGCACGAGGUCAACGAGUGUGACGCCAAACCCUGCCUGAAUGGCGGCGUGUGCCAGGACGGCCUGGAGGCCUUCCACUGUGUCUGCCCCAAGGGCUACACCGGCAACCGGUGCCAGAUGGCAGUAGACUGGUGCCGGCUGUCCUCUCCCUGCAAGAAUGGGGGGCGCUGUCGCCCGCAGGAUGGCUCUUUCACCUGUGACUGUGUGGGCAGGUGGUCUGGCCGCUACUGCGACAUCCCGGGCGUUUCCUGCGAGGUGGCCGCAGUGCAGAGAGGUAUCAGGAUCGACCAGCUGUGCCACCACGGUGGCCAUUGCGUAAACACGGGCACGGCUCACUACUGCAAGUGUCCCACGGACUACACGGGCAGCUACUGUGAGAGCCAGGUGGACCACUGCGAGGAUAAGCCCUGCCGCAACGGCGCCACCUGCAGGGCUUAUGUGGGAGGAUACAAUUGCGAGUGUAUGCCAGGAUACCAGGGAAUGAACUGCGAGGUGGAGAUCAAUGAAUGUCAGUCUCACCCUUGCCAAAAUGGGGGCUCAUGCAUCGACCUGGUCGGCCGCUACAUAUGCUCCUGCCCCCCUGGGACCCUGGGUGUCUUGUGCGAGAUAAAUGAGGAUGACUGCAGUCCCUCCCCGAGGCUCCGUGGGACACCCAAGUGCCUCAACAAUGGGACCUGCGUGGACCAAGUCGGGGGGUACCGGUGUAACUGCCCGCCCGGGUUCACCGGCGAGCGCUGCGAGGGAGAUAUUAACGAGUGCCGCUCAAACCCGUGCAGCCCUUCCAGUAGCCUAGACUGUAUCCAACUUCCCAACGACUACCAGUGUAUCUGCAAGCCAGGUUUCACAGGUCGAAGGUGUCAGAGCAGAUUCAGCGUCUGUGAGUCUCAACCUUGCCAGAAUGAGGGCUACUGUUCCCUGUCCCCAAGCAGUGCCCUGGGGUACACCUGCACCUGUCAGCCUGGCUACACAGGGCUUAACUGCGAGCGCAGCCCACUGUCAUGCCGGGAGCUGUCCUGCUACAAUGGGGGCAGCUGCGGGCUGUCUCCUCAUGGCCCACUCUGCACCUGCCCCCCGGGCUUCACUGGGCCCGACUGCCAGCUUCGCAGCUGCUCCUCCCAGCCGUGCCGCAACGGCGGCGUCUGCGCUGAGGACUCCAGCUUCCCCUACUUCCGUUGCCAGUGCCCCAACGGCUGGGCAGGCAAACGCUGCGAGCUGCCGGUGGAGCCGAAACCCGUGUGUCCGCUGGCCGACUGCCACGGCAAAGCCAAAGACGGUGUCUGCGACAAGGAGUGCAACACCUACCCCUGCAAGUGGGACGAUGGCGACUGCUCCCUGGCCAUCAACCCCUGGGCCAAAUGCGACGACCCCCAGUGCUGGCACGUCUUCAACAACAGCCAAUGCGACGAGGCCUGCAAUCGGCCUGAGUGUCUCUUUGACAACUUCGACUGCAACAACAAGGCCAGGACAUGCAACCCCAUCUACGAGGCUUACUGUAUCGACCACUACGGCGAUGGCCGCUGUGAUCAAGGCUGCAACACAGAGGAGUGUGGCUGGGACGGCCUGGACUGCGCCGAGAAGGAUUCAGAACAUUUGGCCGACGGCGUCCUGGUUAUUGUGGUCCUGCUUCCACCAGAGGAGCUGCUCCGGACCAGCACAGCCUUCCUGCAACGCCUCAGCUCCAUCCUGCGCACAACGCUGCGCUUCCGCCUCGACCGCAACGGCGAGGCCAUGAUCCGGCCGUAUACACGCCGCGGCCCGCGUCUGAAACGUGAACUCUCUUCCCACGAGGAGGUCAUCGGGUCCAUCGUGUACCUGGAGAUCGACAACAGGCUAUGUACACCGGACAGCUGCUUCCCCACGGCCGACAGCGCCGCAGAGUACCUGGGGGCACUGUCCGCGGUGGACAUGCUGCGGCUGCCGUACCCCAUCAAAGAAGUCCGCGGUGAGAAACUGCUCCCUAUUCCAGUGGGAGUGCCAGAGUGGGGCAAGUUGUUGCUGGUGGGCGUGGCGGCGCUCUUCCUGCUGGUCAUCCUGGUGCUGGGCAUGUUGAUCGCCCGGCGCAAGCGGGAGCACAGCACGCUGUGGUUCCCCGAGGGCUUCCUGCUCAAAAAGGAGGCGGCCAGCAACAAGAGCCGUAGGGAGCCAGUGGGUCAGGAUGCCCUGGGCAUGAAACACAUUCCCAAGACCGUAGAGGAGUCCCUGCUAGGAGACCACAACGACCAGUGGCUGGAUACGGACUGCCCCGAGGCCAAGCGGCUGAAGGUGGAGGAGCCCAGUGUUAUGUCGGACAGCGAGGACGCCGUCGACUGCCGCCGCUGGACCCAGCAUCACCUGGCGGCCGCCGACAUCCGCAUGCCUCCUUCCAUGGCACUCACGCCUCCCCAGGGAGAGUUUGACAGCGACUGCAUGGACGUCAAUGUCAGGGGCCCAGAUGGCUUCACGCCUCUGAUGUUGGCAUCCUUCUGUGGCGGCGGCCUGGAGACGGACGUGGCAGAGGAGGAGGACACUGAGGAGUCGUCGGCCAACAUUAUCUCGGACCUGAUCUACCAAGGCGCUUCGCUGGCCGCGCAGACGGACCGCACCGGCGAGACGGCGCUCCACCUGGCCGCCCGCUACGCUCGCGCCGACGCCGCUAAGAGGCUGCUGGACGCCGGGGCCGACGCGAAUGCGCAGGACAACACGGGCCGCACGCCGCUGCAUGCUGCCGUGGCCGCGGACGCACAGGGGGUCUUCCAGAUUCUGAUCCGCAAUCGGGCCACCGACCUGGACGCCCGCAUGUACGACGGCUCGUCGGCGCUGGUCCUGGCUGCCCGGCUGGCCGUCGAGGGCAUGGUGGAGGAGCUCAUCACCUGCCACGCUGACGUCAACGCUGUGGACGAGCUCGGUAAAUCGGCCUUACACUGGGCAGCUGCCGUCAACAACGUGGAGGCGACGGUGGCCCUGCUGAAGAACGGUGCCAACAAGGACAUGCAGGACCUCAAGGAAGAGACGCCACUGUUCCUGGCGGCACGGGAGGGCAGCUGUGAGGCCGUUCGCAUCCUGCUGGCGCACUUCGCCAACCGCGAGAUCACGGAUCACAUGGACCGGCUGCCGCGCGACAUCGCGCAGGAGCGCAUGCACCACGACAUCGUGCAGCUGCUGGACGAGUACAACACCGUCCGCAGCCCACAGGGGGCGCACGCACUCUCGCCACUCAUGUGCCCGCCCGGCGCCUUUGCGUCCGGCCUGAAGCCCACGCCGCAGGGCAAGAAGGGCCGGCGGCCGCCAGGGGCCAAGGGGGCGGGGCUGGCGGGGCCGCAGAGCGGGCUGAAAGAUGCGGGUAAGGCACGGAACCGGAAGCUGACGCUGGAAAUGCAGAGCUCGCUGCUGGAGAGCUCUGUCACACUGUCCCCUGUCGACUCACUGGACUCGCCACGCGGCGGCGCCAGCAAUGCCGGCUACAUCACCAACCCCGCCUCCCCGGCUGCCAUGCCCUCCCCGGGCCUCUUCCACCCCUCCGUGUCCAUGCCCAGCACCCCAAUGGUGCAUGGGCUGCUGGACGCAGCGGGCGGCCCCUUUGCUGUCUCCAUGGCGCAGCUGGGUGAUCUUGCCGACAGCGCGCUCUCCAUGGGACGCAUCCCCAUGCCCUCGGUGGCCCCCGGCCCCCCAGGCUACGUGCUGAACGCCAGCCAGCUGGGGCUCAACCUGGGCAUGGUGAGCCCGGUCAGCGUGCCCUUUGACUGGCACGCCCGUCUGCCCACCACCUCCCAGUGCGGCCAGCAGAUCGUGGGCCUGGUGCACCCUCCCACCAGCACCCAGGCUGGCGUGGCCCCCCAGGGCACAGCCCUGCAGCAGCAGCAGGCCGCCCUCCUGCACCAGCAGCGGCUGUUCCACGGCUCCCAGCAGGCCCUGCUGCAGCCCACACCUGUCUCCACGCCGCAGUCGCUGAGCCCCGUCAAGCUGCCCUCCAUCGCCGAGCAGCACAGCCUGGCCAGCCAGCAGAGCAUGACCCGCAUGGGCACGCCGACCCCACCCACUCCUCAGCAGGCUCCGCCCCCGCCCUUCUUCAAACAGCAGCCCGCCCAGGCUCCGCCCCCACAGCCCGAGCAGCCUCAAGCCCCAACCCCACAAGCUCCGCCCCCGCAGGCUCCGAGUGCCAAUGCCAGCAGCGGGACGGGCCUGGAGGACUACCCGACCCCACCCUCUCAGCACAGCUACAGCUCCGCCCUGGAUGCCACGCCCAAGCAUUACCUUCACCUGCCCAACGAGCACCCGUACCUGACGCCGUCGCCGGAGUCCCCCGAGCCCUGGUCCAGCCCCUCCCCGCACUGCGUGUCCGACUGGUCAGACUCCACCCCCAGCCCGGCCGUGGCUGGUCCCGCCCAGACACAGAUCCCUCACGUCCAGGAGUCCAACGGCAAGAUGCAGGUGUUUGCGUGAAGUCGCCACUGGACCAUGAGGACUUGUGUGGGGAAGAAAAAAAAAAAAUCUCAGCUCACUGUAGGAGUUGUCAUUUUUUUAAUGAAUAUAAAUCUGUCACCCCCUUUCCAAGAUUUUGUUUGGAUUCGGAUUGACUGUAUUAUCCAAUGAACUGUUAGCUUGGCUUUGCAAGCGAACAGGAGGUAAAAUUAGUAAAGGGAAAUGUCUGUUGUCUUAAAAAGAAGACAAUUUAAUGAAGUAAGACUUAUUCUGUCAAAAUGGACUUUUUGUAAUGGAAAAAAAAAGUAUAUGAAGAAAUCUGAAGUCUUUAAUUUCAAAGGCAGGGGAGGUUUUCCUGAAACUAACAAACUUUUAAAAAGUAGAUGAAGAGAAGAGCCAACUAUUGUGGGAAAUUCCUCCCGUUUCAUUUUUAUUUAUUCUUCUUUUAUUGUUUCUCCUGAGUACAUUUCAGAUGCCUGCUCCCUCUUUCAGAGAAAUCUCUCCUUUAAAUGCGGGCCGAACCCCCCCAUACAGCUCAACACCACUCGUCAAAGCGCGAUACGCUCAACGCCAAUUGGUCUGCACUCCAUCCCUAUCCAGAACUGGUCGAAUAAACCGGUAUAAGAUCAACAUUUAGAGUGGACACUAUUACAAAGGCUCGUCCUCCCCUGAAAAUUCGAGCUAAGAAUGUGUCAGGAUGAGGGAGAUCAUUUGCCAGUUUUGACUGAUUAAUUUCUUUAAGUAUUUAUUUAGGCCAAACAAACAACAAACGUAACUUGGUGUAACACAUAGACUUAAAAAUGGCCAGCACUAGGAUUUUGUACUGAUCAGAGGAGGAUCUAUUAAAAUGAACAUUCCUGAUGGGUAUUAUUUCUUUGUACGGAUGUAGGGGGCAUUUCUGAAGCACUUGCUGGGUGUGCGGGGUGGGGUGGGGGGGGCUGAUGGCUCUGAUAGCAAACGGUCAACAGGCCAUUUCAAUAUUAGCAUGAGUAUUAGCGAAACAGCUGUCCGCUGUUUGGUAUGAGGAUGAACCACACAAUUAGGGGUGUCUCACUGGCUGCUCUAGAUCCCCCACCCCUCCCCCGCCCCCAGGUGGAACGAACCUCUUCUGCCACAGUAUCCCAGCCAUGGUAAGUUAGUCUACUGGCUAAGGGCAUUUACUCCAUUACUAAAUAAGGGACAUCUAAAUACCAGUUUGCCAGCUGUCAGUCUACCUUUGUGGUUUGCAUUUCACUGCCUGUUUUGCAUUCUGUUUUGUUUUAUUUGGACGUGUUUCAUUUUUCGUUGUUUUGUUUCGUUUUGUUUGAAGCCAUGGACGGCGUCGCCAUGGCGAUCAAAGCUAUGUUUACCAGCUGCUGCUUUCUGUCACACAGACAUUCCGGUCUGUAGGUCCCACAGACUCCUUGUGUUGCGCUUUAGUCAAAUGUAGCCGGGCUAUGGUGGCGGCAUUGGGACAGUAAACCACACACCCCCAGUUACUGGGGACUCACUCCCGGCCGUCUAUUAGUGGGCUCAUCUAAAUCGGAGCUCACUUCCUCACAGUUGCUGCCGAAAUCACCGCUCCCUCUAAAGAAGCCCCACCCCCCGUCUCGUCGCCUCACUUCCUGCUGAGGCAUGUAGAGGCUCUGCCCAUGUGACACCUGGCAGGAGGGAUGGAGGCAUUUCUGCUUGGGGGGGGGUUAUGUCAGAAGCUGGGGGCGGAGCUAACACUACUAUGUAGUGUCAUACAUCAUUGUCAUUUGCUGUCUCUCUCUCCGGCAGCCAAUCCCACGGUCCUUCAGAGAAUGGGUGGGGCCUCCCACACCUUUGUUCUUGUUGUUGUUCUUCCCCAUCCACCAGCCCGCCUGCUGUAACAAUAAGUGAUCCCGCUGCUAAUUUCCCAUUCCUCUCCACUGCCGGAGCCCAUUUGAUAGCCCACCACCGGUUUGAAACCCCGCCACGGGGUUGUAACCAUUUCGACAGGACACGCCCUUUGAGUGCAUGGCCAGCUCAGUGUCUCGGUCCUGCCACACCAGGACUGGGUGUGUUUAAAGUGCAUUUUGUGUUUUUUUCCCCCCACCGGGAAAACCAGAGAUAAGCAAAGGACUGCUAUGUGCGCCAGCGGUGUACAGACAUGCAAAUGCUGUUUAUUUGUUUGUUUUUUUUUUUAACUUUACUCUUCAUUUGUCAUUCCAUCGCUACACUGUGCAUGUCCAGAAACUCGACUCGACUUUCUGCUUGUAAAUAGUGUUUGUUUGAAGUGGAAUUGUCUGCUUCAAAUGUCUUAUGUUUCUAAAAUGAGUAUGUACUAAAAAAAACACAAAACGACAAAAAGAACAAACGUUAGCGUUGUUUUCAGACAGAAUAAGGCCAAUACUUGUUUGUUCCUGUAUUACUAGAAACACUUAGAUUUUUUUUUACGGUUAUUAUUAAUUCUUAUACUUGUUUAAAAGUAGUUUAAAAUCAUUGUACAGAAGCUCAUCUUUACUGUUUGUUUGCAACAGACAAGUUGUAAAAUAAAUUACUUCUAAUAAAAUGUAGGUAACUGCA
Molecule: messenger RNA, 10158 nt
Organism: Paramormyrops kingsleyae
Lineage: Eukaryota; Metazoa; Chordata; Actinopteri; Osteoglossiformes; Mormyridae
Gene: notch3
Product: notch receptor 3
Biological process (GO): Notch signaling pathway; axon guidance; regulation of developmental process
Cellular component (GO): signaling receptor complex; plasma membrane; cell surface
Molecular function (GO): signaling receptor activity; calcium ion binding; protein binding
Source: RefSeq, a predicted model, not a curated record